CCCCCAAGACAAAUGUCGAUAGUAUAUAAGCAGACUAUUCACUGUCCCCAAACCCAAAAUCUUGCCCUUCCUCUUAGUCUUCGCCGAAAUCGCCGCCGCCGUCGCUACCGUCGCCGGAUUCGGGAAGGAGAGGAAACCAUGAACUUUAGGAACGUGAAGGUUCCUAACGUUCCUGGGGCCGGGGCUGCCGGGACACUGGUGAAGGUUGCUCUCAUCGGCGGCACCGUUGUCUAUGCUGCCCUUAAUAGCCUUUACAACGUCGAGGGUGGUCACCGUGCGAUUGUCUUCAAUCGCAUCCAGGGAAUCAAAGAUAAGGUAUACCCUGAAGGAACACAUUUGAUGAUUCCAUGGUUUGAAAGGCCUAUCAUCUAUGAUGUUCGUGCUCGUCCUCAUCUGGUUGAGAGUACUUCUGGGAGUCGCGACCUUCAAAUGGUUAAAAUUGGUCUGAGGGUUCUUACUAGACCUCUUCCCGACCAGCUUCCCACCAUCUACCGAACUCUCGGGGAGAACUUCAACGAAAGGGUCCUUCCUUCCAUUAUUCAUGAAACACUGAAGGCUGUGGUUGCACAAUACAACGCUAGCCAGCUGAUCACACAAAGAGAGGCCGUCAGCCGGGAAAUACGAAAGAUUUUGACUGAGCGUGCCAGAAACUUCAACAUUGCUUUGGACGAUGUGUCAAUCACGACCUUGAGCUUUGGCAAGGAGUUCACUAAUGCUAUUGAAGCUAAGCAGGUUGCUGCCCAGGAAGCAGAGCGUGCAAAAUUCAUUGUCGAAAAGGCUGAGCAAGAUAAAAAGAGCGCUGUUAUCCGAGCACAGGGUGAGGCCAAGAGUGCCCAGCUUAUCGGCCAAGCCAUCGCAAACAAUCCUGCUUUCCUUGCACUAAGACAGAUUGAAGCUGCCCGGGAAAUAGCUCACACAAUUUCAAAUUCAUCGAACCGGGUCUUCCUGCAGUCGGAUGAACUCCUGCUGAACCUGCACGAUCUCAACUUUGAUGGCUCAGCCAAGAUGAAGAAGUGAAAUGCGUGAUUUCCCUGAAUCUACUCAUCUUGAAACCAAUAGAUGAUUUUGCCUAAGAAAUUCUUAGUUUAGACUAGGCGAGGUUUAUAGAAUCUCGCCUAGUGCCCUCUAAAACUAUUGUGAUAUUUCUCAUAAUGCACUUUGUUUGCUUUGAAGAUGCUUCUUCCUGUCAAUCAGAAGUUUAGCUGUUUGUUUUA
Messenger RNA from Zingiber officinale, 1214 nucleotides. RefSeq names its product prohibitin-1, mitochondrial-like. The transcript has 6 exons. Gene Ontology annotation, biological process: mitochondrion organization. The coding region runs from base 13 to 1017 and encodes 334 amino acids. Gene Ontology annotation, cellular component: membrane; mitochondrion. The record is from RefSeq and is a predicted model, not a curated record. Lineage: Eukaryota; Viridiplantae; Streptophyta; Magnoliopsida; Zingiberales; Zingiberaceae.